Molecule: messenger RNA, 2499 nt
Organism: Cordyceps militaris CM01
Lineage: Eukaryota; Fungi; Ascomycota; Sordariomycetes; Hypocreales; Cordycipitaceae
Product: cell cycle control protein (Cwf22), putative
Exons: 1
Coding region: 1-2499 (832 amino acids)
Biological process (GO): mRNA splicing, via spliceosome
Cellular component (GO): catalytic step 2 spliceosome
Molecular function (GO): protein binding; RNA binding
Source: RefSeq, a predicted model, not a curated record
AUGGCGUCGGCCGAAGUAGGCAUCCCGCGCCGCGAGCGUGAUCGCGGUGAUCGCAGCCAGCGCGGCGGUGCCUCUCGUCGUGAGGGCGGUGACUCGUACCGUCCCGGCGGCCGCCCGCGAUCGCGCACCCCCCCGCCCGUCCCGACUGAGGAGCAGAAGCAAGCGGCGGCCAAGGCCGAAUAUGAAAAGCUCUUGACAAUGCGAUCUGGAGGCACCUACAUUCCUCCCGCGCGCCUGCGAGCCCUGCAGUCGCAAAUCACCGACAAGACCAGUAAGGAGUACCAGCGCAUGGCCUGGGAGGCGCUCAAGAAGAGCAUCAACGGCCUCAUCAACAAAGUACAUACCGCCAACAUCAAGCACAUUGUGCCCGAGCUCUUUAGCGAGAACCUGAUUCGCGGCCGCGGCCUCUUUUGCCGAUCCAUCAUGAAAGCACAGGCGGCUAGUCUGCCUUUUACGCCCAUAUACGCAGCCAUGGUGGCCAUUGUCAAUACCAAGCUUCCGCAGGUCGGCGAGCUGCUCAUCAAGCGCUUGGUCAUGCAGUUCCGCAAGGGCUUCAAGCGAAACGACAAGUCGGUGUGCUUGGCCUCGACGACAUUUCUGGCCCACCUGAUCAACCAGCAAGUCCAGCACGAGAUGCUGGCUGGUCAGAUCCUGCUCCUUCUGCUCAAUAAACCCACGGACGACAGCGUGGAAAUUGCUGUUGGCUUCUGCCGCGAAGUCGGCCAGUUCCUUGAAGAAAUGCGGCCCACGAUUGCCAAUGUCAUCUUUGACCAGUUUCGCAACAUCUUGCACGAGGCUGGCAUCGAUAAGCGAACGCAGUACAUGAUUGAAGUCCUCUUUCAGGUGCGCAAGGACCGCUACAAGGACAACCAGGCCGUCAAGGAGGAACUCGAUCUCGUCGAGGAAGAAGACCAAAUUACGCACCAAGUCGAACUCGACGGUGACAUCAACGUGCAGGACAGCCUCAACAUUUUCAAGUUUGACGAGCAAUACGAGGACAACGAGGAGGCCUACAAGAGCCUCAAGGCGGAAAUCCUCGGUGAAGCCAGCGAUGACGAAGACGACGGCGACGAGGCCGAAGAUGAGAGCUCCGACGAGGAGGACGACCCAGAGACCAAGGCCAUGGAAAUCAAGGACCAGUCAAACGCCGACCUGGUCAACCUGCGCCGCACCAUCUACCUGACCAUCAUGUCAAGCGCCGACCCCGAAGAAGCUACGCAUAAGCUCAUGAAGAUUAACUUGCCCGCGGGCCAAGAAGCCGAGAUGCCUUCUAUGAUUGUAGAGUGCUGCUCUCAAGAAAAGGCGUACACCAAAUUUUUUGGCCUGAUUGCGGAACGCUUCGCCAAGAUCAACCGCCUCUGGUGUGACCUGUUUGAGCAGUCGUUCCAAAAGUACUACGAGACUAUUCACCGCUACGAGAACAACAAGCUGCGCAACAUUGCCAUGCUCUUUGGCCACAUGUUUGGCUCCGACGCCCUUGGCUGGCACUGCUUGUCCGUGAUCCACCUCAACGAGGACGAGACGACGUCGAGCAGCCGCAUUUUCAUCAAGAUCCUCUUCCAGAGCAUCGUCGAGGAGAUUGGCCUGCCCAAGAUCAAGGCGCGCGCUGCCGACGAAACGCUACGCCCCAGCCUCGCCGGGCUGUUUCCCAGAGAUAGCGCUCGCAACAUUCGCUUCUCCAUCAACUACUUUACCAGCAUCGGCCUCGGCGCCCUCACCGAAGAAAUGCGCGAGUUUUUGCAGAACAUGCCUAAGCCGGCGCUCCCAGCUGCGGCAGCCGCAGCUCGCGGCGACGACUCGGACUCGGACACGGUGUCGAGCUACUCCUCGCGCUCCGGAUCCUCGCGCUCACGGUCCCGCUCAUAUAGUCGCUCGCGUAGCCCGCGCCGCAUCGACGGUGAUCGCGGCCGCUCACUGUCCCCCUCCUCCUCCCAUCGCAGCCGGGGCAGGUCGCACUGGCGCAGCCGCUCCCGCUCCGAUUCGUUUAGCAGCCGCAGCAGGAGCCGUCCCGUCUCUGACGCUGGUCGCGGCCGCCGCAGAGUCUCCCCCUCGGUGAGCCCUCCCCGCCGCGGCCGCCGCGCUUCCUACAGCCGCUCGCGCAGCCGCUCCUACGACUCAUACAGCGAUGCAUCCCGCUCCCGGAGCCGCUCGCGCUCGGUAAACCUGCCGCCGCGUGGCAGCGCCCGUGACGCCAGCCCACCCCGGAACAAACGCCGGAACAGCUCGUCUGUCAGCCGUAGCCCGCCCCGCAAAAGCGAACGCGCGCUCUCGAACUCCCGGUCACGAUCGCGCUCGCGCUCCCCGCCACCACGAACCCGCCCCAUCAAGACGGAGGAUCGCAGCCGCAGCCGGUCACCGCUUCCCCCACGCCGCGGCGAGUCGCGCGGCAACGGCAGAAAUCGGUCGUCAAGUCCUGCGGCGGUCAAGAGAAGACGGGCGAACAGCUCCAGCGCUUCGCAAUCACCACCACCAAUCAAGCGCGGCCGUCGUGGCGAUUGA